GCAUUAUUUAUUAAAAAGAGAAAGAUUAAAAAAUGAAGACAAAAUAGAAAUAAAACACCCAUCAUUCUUCUUAAACCCUAAUUCCCUUCUCCCUCGUCUGCAUCUUCAAUUCCAGAGUUUGCAUCUUCAGUUCCAGAGUUUGGGACACAACAGCAGAUUCAAGAAAAGCGGUGAGAAGAAGAGGCUAUAAUUAUGAUAAAAAGGCGAUUCUAUAGGUAUGAACAUGGUGAUAAGGAUGCUGCAUCAGAAUCUUCCUCGUCUUCGUCAGGGUCCGAAGUAGAGGCAGAAGCUACUGAUGCCACAGAUAUUGAAGAAGAAGAAGAAGAAGAAGAAGAAGCAGAAGAAGAAAAUGUUGCUUCAGAUGUGAGAGAGAAGGGAGAAGCUUCGUCUUCUUCUGGUUAUGAAAGCGAGGAUAGCUCAGUGAACGAAGUUAAUCUUGACUCAUCAGGUUUACCUACUAGCGAUGAAGACACGGACAGCUCAAAUUGGCAGCGAAACCAUUGUAGGACUAGGAAGUUUUUGUGGCGGAGAAGGAAACAGUUUACCUACCAUAGCUCAGGAAGUCCCAAAAAGGAUGAAACUGACUUUGAUACUGCAGAUUGUAUUCUAAGGCAUAAGUCAGUUUUUAAAUGCAGGCUCUGUCCGAGGAUAGUCUGCUUAUCAGAGGAGACUUUAAAGGCUCAUCUCAUCUCCAAGAAGCAUAUCCGCUCUGAGAAACUACUUCGAGAAGGGAGACUUAAGCUUAUGCUGAAUGAGAGAGGAGAAAUCGAGGGCGAGGUGCAUUAUGAGAAUAAUGCCCCAACUACAGCUUCUGGACAGAAACCGGACAAGCCAAACAAAAAGGGCAAAGGACGUUUGAAACAGAAGAAGAGACCUAGACAGGACACCGAAUCUAGAAAAGCAAAACCAUCAACAGAGAAGCGGGAGAAGAGACGUAAGAACUGAUAACUGAAGAUGGCUAUUUUGUCUUUUAACAACAUGACUGCAGUUUGUUGUUCAAGCUCCAACAAGAAUACCCCAUGAACAAGUUUUUGACCUGUUUGUUUUUGUUGUGUUUUUAUAUUUCCCAAUUUUGUCUGAAUCCAGGAUAACCAACAUUUAUACAAGCGGAAUGAGAAAGAAAAAUGGAUUUUGUAA
Messenger RNA from Salvia miltiorrhiza (redroot sage), 1137 nucleotides. Its product is annotated as rRNA biogenesis protein RRP36. The record is from RefSeq and is a predicted model, not a curated record. NCBI's taxonomy places the organism in Eukaryota, Viridiplantae, Streptophyta, Magnoliopsida, Lamiales, Lamiaceae.